CAAAAUAAAAUAAAAUAAAUAAAAUAAAAUAAAAGCACAACCAGACUUUGUUUUUAGAUAGCAAUGUUUAUAAGUAGUUUUAUGCUUCAUGUUAGUGACCCCUGGCCUGUAGGAUAAACCCAGCCCUUAUCCGUGGCAUUCAAGUCUCUAGAGCUGAAUGCGACCCCUGCCUCUCUCCGGUCAUGACUUCCUGGCCCUGCCUUUCCUCAGUGUCUGCACAUCUUGCUUCCAACAUACACCUUUCUGCAUCUCUUUUCUUUGUCUGAUGGCCCCUCCCUGCGUCCUGUUUCCGUGACUGGGAAAGGCCUAUAUUUUUUUCCUACACAACUGUUGCCACCUUGUCAUUUUUUUUUUUCUUCUCCCAGAGGAUCUCUAUCUGGGAAGCUCUCCUACUAGACAGAGCCGGGGCAGCUCCAGCGCUGGUCAACUCUUCAGUCCUUGCAUCACCCGGACCCACUGUGGGGCUGCAGAUGGGGAGAACUGUCUUCUCUUUUUACAUUGUGCUGGAGGAUGCAUAAGUCUGUCUGUGGAAUACAUCUUUUAAAGUAAAACCGCUUGUCAAAGCACAUGUGCGUUGGUGACUUUGGUGAUGGUUGUUGCCAGAUUUCCCCGCGGAGGGGCCAUUCACACUUGUAUUCCUACCGGAAGUGAACGUUGAAUGCCCGUUUUGCCACAGUUAUGCCACCACGGUGUAUUAUCCAACGUGUGGAUUUCUGCCAGUCAGGUAAGAACCUGACAUCUCACCUUGGAGAUCAGAAAUGGAUUUCUGGGAUUCCACCUGGGCUUUCCUGCUUAUUGAAAGGCAAGCACAAAAGUUAUUGGAUGGAGGUGUCCUGUGCAUUCUAUCAUCACUACGUCAGCAUCUUGGAAGGUCUGGAGCCUGCAAACUGGAAUGGUUUCUUAGAACCAGGGUAGCCAGACACAUGGACUCACCCCAGGAUUGCUCUCCUACAAGCAGGGUCCCACAAAGCCUGUCACCUGACAGUUGUUGACUUUACCAUGCGGGAUGCCACAGAACAAACACACGCAGCGUGAAUGGCCCGGUGAGAGAUGAAGGCCACACGCUGCCCUCCUGGGGCACCACCCCUGGUGCAUCUCAAGCAUUCCAGAGGCAGUCUGACACUCUCAACAGAAAAUAUAACUGCUCAGCGAACCCAGAAAUCCCAGUUUCAUUCAAAUAAGAUAAACCAUCGUGCACAAGGGUGCUUGUUGUAAACUUACAGUGAUGAAAACCUGGACACAACAACUUGUGAGUUCAAAAUGAGGAAUAAUUAUAUGACCUAUCCGUAAGAUGAAAGGGUAAGUUAUCUGUAACGUGAGGUUUAGUGACCAGGGAAAAUAAUUACAUGCUAAAGUGAAGUUAAAACUGUAAAAAUACAUAUGUAACAUAACCUCCCUGCUAGGUAAAGAAAAAUUUGCACAAAAACAUACCUGGGGGAAAUACACUAAGAUGUUAGGUUUAGUGGCUUCUGGGAGCUGGGGUUGUGUAUGUGGGAUUAUAUUUUUCUUUCUGUUUCUUUAUAUUUUUUCUGUAUUUUCUACCUUAUAUUGAUAGUCAGGGGACAAGGGCAAGGGGAAACAGGUAAAAAUCACACACCUCUCCAGCCCCUUCUUGUCUCCAAUAAAGAGGACAUUAGAGCUUCUUAAGGUCUGAGCUUGGGACUAGAGAGUUGGGGGGGACACCACGUGAGUCCCAGGGAGGUAAGGCGAUGGCUUGCUAGCAUGAUCAAGGUUUCUGUGAUCUUGAUUAGUGAGAAUAUAGUAAAUUCUUUGGGUUGAAGAGAUUUGCUGAGACCUUUGUGAAUAAGUAUUUGCCCAGAUGCAAGUGCUAAGUCUGUUAGAAGAAGGGGUUAAUGUGGUAUUAAAAGGUGAUUCUCCAGGGUGCUGUCACAAGUACCCUCUACAGUAGAGAAAUUGUCAUUGAGAAGGAAGCUCAGCCAUUUCUCAUAAUAAUGAUGAUGAUAACAACAGCCCACACCGUGAAAGGCUAGCCACGGGCCUGCACAGAUGUGAAUGUUCCACACAUAUCAAACCGCACAACUAGCACUCAAAGUACAGUGUUUUCGAUAUUAAUACUCGACCCGUUUUGCAGAUGGGAGAAACCAAGACAAAGGAAGAGGAGAUAACUUGCGCCCAUCACAGCCAGGACGUGACAGAACAGCUUGGCUGCAGAGUGGAACCACUCUGCCUUUCCGUAUUAGAUGGAUCCAAGGACAGGUGGAAAUGCUGUCUGUCUGUCUUCGUUGUGGUAGGGAUUACACAGGUGUAUAUGUGUGUCCAACCUCAUUAAACUGUACACUUCAUUAAAAUGGAUGGACUUUAGUAUAUCUAAAUUAUACCUCAAUGAGGUUGGUUUUAAAAAAUAAUAAAAAGGCCUGACGGUGACCUUAUCCCGAAUUCCAAACUGGAGUCUGAGAUUGUACCAUCUGAUGUGAGGAAAGGCAAGGCCCAGGUAAAACUCAGCCACCCAUCCUGGAGGAACCGGAGAGACAGAGCACCCAGACAGCACCGACCAGGCCCCUCUCUGCAGCCGCAGGCCAGGCCGGGGUGGCCGGGGUGCUGGCUUGGGAGUUGCUCCUGGGCUCAUGAGAAGUGACAGGAAUGUGGCAGCGGAUACUCCCCGACCCCCCACCUGGGCACGCCAGAAACGUGUGCCAUUUCGGGGUUGGCAUCUUUGGAGUUGGGAUGAAAUGCCUUGAUCUGCCCCAGCAAACAAGAAGAGUGCUGGAGUCCUUGAACUCUUUCCCCCGAAACAAUGGGAUGCAGAAAGCUGCAGCAUCCCAUUAUUUGUCUCUGUCACGCAAGGAAAUGCAGAGCCCAGGCCAAAAUGGAAAUCAGGAGUCGGCUUGCUUCAUCGAGAACACCUCGGUCCCAAUUUUAGGUCAAGCCAGGGGUAUUGGACAGUUGGCCAGAUGGACCCAGUAAUCCGUGUUCCUUAUACAAAGGGCUUGAUUCACACCCCAGGCAAAUGACAGUCUUCCCCGUAUGGCCAGCCUCAAAAAGACAUAGAAAUAGAUAAAACCGCCAAAGUUAAGAUCUGCAAGUGCCUGGGGUCUACCGUGUUUGAGAAUUGGAUAUUUGGUCAGUCCGGUUAAAUAAGAGCUCUAAAACAUGCCACAUGGAGAUUUCUUUUUUGCUAGGAAUGUGAAGAUCUCAGCGGCGAUGGUGACGUGCAUUCAGCCCUUUGUUAUAAUAACACACGACGUGGCCUCCUGUUUUGAAAUCCUUUCCCAGUUGUAGGGUGACGGCUUAUCCCACCAGAUACCGCAUGACCAGACGCUUGGCGUGCCACACUUCACAUUAUGGGGUUCUGGCAGUGGAAACUGACUGGGGAGGCACAGUGUCAACAGGAAAUAUCUGCCAGCAACACAGAAAAGGCUUCAGGAAAGAUAAGAGGAGGAGAGGCCAGAUCCCGUCGUUGCCUUGCACCGUGGAGACUGAGGAAGUGGGGAGUGAUUCCGCCUUGUACAGAGUGUGUGGAUUCCCACGAAGUUCUCUUCUGUCCUGGCAGGAAACAGACCAACCCUCGCCUCGGGAAGGUGGAGGCUUGCUUUUCUCUGAUCACACUCUCUUGCAAAUCUUAAAGCAGUUUCCAUAAACAUAUUUUAUUUCUUCCAAAUUAAGGAUGACAAUGUGAACCGUGAAUGGCAUUAUUCACCGUGGGGAGCUGUUUUCCUUCACCCUCGGGAUGUUUAUGUAUGCCCCUCCAUUUUCCUCGGUGUUUGGAUGUGAUUUCUUAUGAAAAACUUGGAAAUCUGCAAAAACUCACGAGUUAGAAACCUACCAGUGCUCAGAUGUCUCCUGCAUUUUAAAAGUGAGGUGACGCUAAAGGUGCACGUCAGCGACGCCAGCACCCACCAGCCAGUAGCAGACGCGCUCAUCGAGAUCUUCACCAACCAGGCCUCCAUCGCCUCUGGCACCUCGGGGACCGAUGGCGUCGCCUUUAUCAAGUUCCAAUAUAAGCUGGGCAGUCAGUUGAUCGUCACCGCCUCGAAGCAUGCCUACGUGCCAAACUCUGCCCCGUGGAAGCCAAUCCGGUUACCUGUAUUUUCUUCUCUGAGCCUUGGCCUGCUUCCAGAACGCUCUGCCACUCUAAUGGUAUAUGAAGAUGUCGUCCAAAUAGUAUCAGGAUUCCAAGGUGCCCGGCCACAGCCUCGCGUUCAUUUCCAGAGAAGGGCUCUGAGGUUGCCGGAGAACACCAGCUACAGUGACCUGACCGCGUUUCUCACGGCCGCCAGCUCCCCCUCGGAGGUGGACAGUUUUCCUUAUUUGCGAGGAUUAGACGGAAAUGGAACAGGAAACAGCACCAGGCAUGACCUGACCCCAGUCACAGCCGUCAGUGUCCACUUGCUGAGCAGUAAUGGAACGCCGGUGCUGGUGGAUGGUCCCAUCUAUGUCACUGUGCCCCUGGCCACGCAGAGCAGCCUGAGGCACAAUGCCUAUGUCGCGGCGUGGCGGUUUGACCAGAAGCUGGGAACGUGGCUGAAGAGCGGUCUGGGUCUUGUGCACCAGGAAGGCAGCCAGCUGACGUGGACGUACAUUGCCCCCCAGUUGGGGUACUGGGUGGCCGCCAUGUCCCCUCCCAUCCCAGGUCCCGUUGUAACACAGGACAUUACCACGUAUCACACGGUGUUUCUUUUGGCCAUUUUAGGAGGAAUGGCUUUCAUACUUUUGGUUUUGCUGUGUCUCCUUUUAUAUUAUUGCAGGAGGAAGUGCUUGAAACCUCGUCAGCACCACAGAAAACUGCAGCUCCCUGCAGGACUGGAGAGUUCCAAAAGAGACCAGUCCACCUCCAUGUCACACAUCAACUUGCUGUUUUCGCGCCGAGCAUCAGAAUUCCCUGGCCCGCUGUCCGUCACCAGCCACGGCCGCCCCGAGGCCCCAGGCACGAAGGAGCUGAUGAGUGGAGUCCAUUUGGAAAUGAUGUCUCCUGGCGGGGAAGGGGACCUGCACACCCCCAUGCUCAAGCUCUCCUACAGCACCUCCCAGGAAUUUAGCUCCCGGGAGGAGCUCCUGUCUUGCAAGGAAGAGGAUAAAAGCCAGAUCUCCUUUGAUAACCUCACGCCAAGCGGGACGCUGGGGAAAGACUACCAUAAGUCAGUGGAGGUUUUUCCCUUAAAGGCAAGAAAAUCUAUGGAAAGAGAAGGCUACGAGUCCUCGGGCAAUGCUGACUACAGGGGUAGUUACAACACCAUGCUCUCACAGCCUUUAUUUGAAAAGCAGGACAGAGAAGGUCCAGCGUCUGCAGGAAGCAAACUCACCAUUCAGGAACAUCUGUAUCCCGCACCUUCAUCGCCUGAGAAAGAACAGCUGCUGGACCGCAGACCAACUGAAUGUAUGAUGUCGCGAUCGGUCGAUCACCUCGAGAGACCUACGUCCUUCCCGCGGCCCGGCCAGUUGAUCUGCUGCAGUUCUGUCGACCAGGUCAAUGACAGCGUUUACAGGAAGGUGCUGCCCGCCUUGGUCAUCCCGGCUCAUUAUAUGAAACUCCCCGGGGACCACUCCUAUGUCAGCCAGCCUCUGGUCGUCCCGGCUGAUCAACAGCUUGAACUAGAAAGACUACAGGCUGAGCUGUCCAGUCCCCAUGCCGGGAUCUUCCCACACCCGUCCUCGCAGAUCCAGCCCCAGCCCCUGGCUUCCCAGGCCAUCUCUCAGCAGCACCUGCAGGAUGCAGGCACCCGGGAGUGGAGCCCUCAGAAUGCAUCCAUGUCGGAGUCUCUCUCCAUCCCAGCUUCCCUGAACGACGCGGCUUUGGCUCAGAUGAACAGUGAGGUGCAGCUCCUGACUGAAAAGGCGCUGAUGGAGCUUGGGGGUGGGAAGCCACUUCCACACCCCCGGGCGUGGUUCGUCUCCUUGGAUGGCAGGUCCAACGCUCACGUUAGACAUUCAUACAUUGAUCUCCAAAGAGCUGGAAGGAACGGAAGUAAUGAUGCCAGUUUGGACUCUGGCGUGGAUAUGAAUGAACCAAAAUCUGCCCGGAAGGGAAGGGGAGACGCUUUGUCUCUGCAGCAGAACUACCCACCUGUCCAAGAGCACCAGCAGAAAGAGCCUCGAGCCCCAGACAGCACGGCCUACACGCAGCUCGUGUACCUGGAUGACGUGGAACAGAGUGGCAGCGAGUGUGGGACCACGGUCUGUACCCCCGAGGACAGUGCCCUGCGAUGCUUGUUGGAGGGGUCGAGUCGGAGAAGUGGUGGCCAGCUGCCCAGCCUGCAGGAGGAGACAACCAGACGGACUGCGGACGCCCCCCCGGAGCCAGCCGUCAGCCCCCAUCAGAGAAGAUCUGCCCACGAGGAAGAGGAAGAGGAUGAUGAUGAUGACCAAGGAGAAGACAAGAAAAGCCCCUGGCAGAAACGGGAGGAGAGGCCCCUGAUGGCGUUUAACAUUAAAUGAGCUAUCGCAGAGCCACCUGACUGUGGAAUAUAAAAUUGCCAAAUAUCCUUUCUCAUGGAAGCGCGUACCCAUUCGUGGAGGAAACGGAACGGCAGCCCCGCCAUGGGACGGACGUGGACGUUUACUGCAUUCCUGUUUGCCGUGUAAAUGUUAGAAGGGAAUUAAAGUUAUUACUCAGAAUAAAGGAUGACUUUGGCGGAUGUCGCCCCUGCAAGGAGGUGGCUGAAAGUGGUGUCCAGAUGUCCUUCCGGGGACUUGAUGUAUCCGCCACCAGGGACAUUAAGAAACCGCACGUGAUGUCGCUACGCUCUAACGAUCACCUCAGUUCUCCCUCUGAUUCUGGGAACAGAUGAAACUCUUUUUGCAUCGCUUGAGUCAUUUUUAUCACAAUAAUCCUACUGUGAAGCUGUCAUUGAGAACUUAGGUUGGCACGUAGCGUCUCAAGGUAUGCGUUCUCUGGAAGGAAAGCUAUGCAUCGCUGCUUCGUUGUCUGAUUUUGCUUAGAUUUUGCUUUGGUUAGGUUGCGUUUUGGGGUUUGCCUUUUUUUGUUGUUGCUUCAAUGCAAUUUGGUUGUAAAGAGUUGAUUCCUUUGUGUUCAUCUGUUCUGCUUCUCAGCAGUCCAUCUCAGUGUCUCCCUUCAGGAACCGCCGAGUGUCCUCUCGUAACAUCCAAGCCUUUUAAUGAAAUCGUACUGAAAUCUGUAUCAGCUAUGAGUCCUCCAAUCCUGGUCCCAUUAACUCCAAGUGCCUUUUUUACAGUGACAACAGACAGUCCCUCGCUUUUUGUUGUUGUUGGUUUUAUUAACUCGUUUAAUGAAACUGCCUGGAUUUUAUACAGUUAUUAAAGGAUGUCCCUUUUGCUUUAAACUGCAUGCUGCCAAGUGCCAUUUGGGGUCAGCAUCCUCAUUUCAACACAGUGUGCUCUCUAGUUAUCAUGUGUAACGUGGGUUCUGUUUAGCGAAGAUAGACUAGAGGACACGUUAGAGAUGCCCUUCCCUGUUCCAUCCCUGUGGCACCGUUAUGGUUUUUUGGCUGUUUGUAUAUACGGUUACGUAUUAACUCUGGAAUCCUAUGGACUCAUCUUGCUCACCCAGCGUGGGAGUCUGGAUUGAGCAAGUGGGCUGAAUGUGACUAUUAAAAAAAUUUAAAAAAAAAAAAUCUUAUGUACUAUCCAAAAGUGCCAGAAUGACUCUUCUGUGCAUUCUUCUUAAAGAGCUGCUUGGUUAUCCAAAAAUGAAAAUUCAAAAUAAACUCUGAAGAAAAGGAAAA
Messenger RNA from Cercocebus atys (sooty mangabey), 7661 nucleotides. RefSeq names its product family with sequence similarity 171, member A1 (gene FAM171A1). The record is from RefSeq and is a predicted model, not a curated record. Gene Ontology annotation, biological process: stress fiber assembly; regulation of cell shape. Gene Ontology annotation, cellular component: plasma membrane. Lineage: Eukaryota; Metazoa; Chordata; Mammalia; Primates; Cercopithecidae. Bases 3739 to 6393 code for a protein of 884 amino acids. The transcript is spliced from 8 exons.